AUGGUCACGUUCAGGAUGUCCCGGUUGGCCGGGUUGUUCCUGGCUGGCAUAAGCUUUUCUUCACAUGCUGUGGUUUUCGCCCAAGAAGGCGCCUUAUCGUCCAGCGCCAGCACCACAGGCGUCAGCAAGGCGUCUCCCCUGCGAGCCGAGGAGAAUUCGGCCUCGAGCACAAGUAGCAAGGACGUGACGAUUUUGGUAGGGACCAAAUCGAUCCCUAAUGAAUCGCCUACGGGCACAUACGUGACCUACACGGAUAGGAUCACGCUGCCGACAGAAAGCACAACAGAAGAGGAGACGGUGACCUUUACUGGCUCCAUAUCAACGACGUUUGCGGGCAACGCGUCGGCGACGGAAACGGGCAGCCUGCCGAUCAACACGCAGCCGUGCAACAACUAUAUCGAGUUCUGCGAGCGCAAGUACAGCAACAUCACGGUGGUGGGCUGCCACAACUCGCCAUUUGUGCGCGAGGGCAGCUCGGCGGCCAACCAGCAACUGGACGUGAUCCACCAACUCAACGACGGAGUGCGGUUCCUCCAAGCGCAGAUUCAGUGGCCCACGGACGGCAGCAACUGGGUGGACGAGCACCCCUACGAUGUCGUCACCAUCCUUCUCGGCAACGGCAACUACUCGCAGCCGGGACUCUACGCGCCAUACAUUGAGGAGAGCGGCAUUCUCAAGUAUGCAUACAGGCCCCCGUUCGUGCCCAUGGCCCUGGACGACUGGCCCACGCUGUCUGAGAUGAUUCUCAAGGGCAAGCGGGUCGUCAUGUUUCUAGACUACGAGGCGAACCCAACCGAAUACCCAUGGCUGCUCGACGAGUUUUCUCAGCUGUGGGAGUCGCCAUUUGACCCGGUUGACAACACAUUCCCGUGCGUGGUGCAGCGACCCCCAGACCUGUCGGAGGAGUCAGCUCGCAACCGGCUGUACCUCCUUAACCACAACCUCAACGCCGAGUUCAACCUCUUUGGCGCGACCAUCCUCGUCCCAGCGGUGCCAGUACUCAACGUGACCAACGGCGAGACGGGAGAGGGUAGCCUGGGCAACUCGACAGCCGGCUGCGUAGCGGCCUGGGGCCGACCACCUAACAUCCUGAACGUCGACUACUACAACUUUGGUACGCCCGAGGGCUCCGUAUUCAAGGUGGCAGCCGCGUUCAACAACGUCACAUACAAUGGCUCGUGCUGCGGCAAAUUCGUGAGCGAGGGUGCCGGAGUGGCGGCGCCUGCGCUUGUAGCUCUCGGCAUGGCAGUGGCCUUUUCGGUUCUCAUGUCCUCGUAA
This is a messenger RNA of Parascedosporium putredinis, 1278 nucleotides long. Lineage: Eukaryota; Fungi; Ascomycota; Sordariomycetes; Microascales; Microascaceae. The record is from the annotation of a GenBank genome assembly.